UGGAAAUAAGUGAGUGAUUAAUCGUGUUCGCAAGCAUGUGUUGUCGGUUUGGAAAAUUUUCAUACUAUGCUCUAGAAAUUCUGGUUGUGGGGAAAACGUUCCUCUCAAGUGUGAAGCAUGCAAGUAUCCCAGCCUAAUGAUGUUAAAAUAUACAACUUGUCAGCAGGAAAAAGUUUGCCUGAGUGGCUGACUGAGCGGCGACGAAGACUUCUCCAAAAAGAAGAUGUCGAUAUUAGGCGAAGAAUUGAACUUAUUCAAGACUUUGAAAUGCCAACUGCUUCUACCCAUAUUGAAAUAUCGGAGGAUGGAAGUUAUGUCUUAGCUUCAGGCUGCUACAAACCACGAGUGCGAUGUUAUGACCUGUCACAGAUGUCUAUGAAAUUCGAACGCUGUCUUGAUUCAGACAUUGUGAAGUUCAAAGUUCUCUCUGAUGAUUAUUCUAAGCUUGUGUUUCUCAACUGUGAUCGUUAUGUAGAAUUUCAUGCACAGUAUGGCCGCUACUAUAAAACACGGAUACCAAAGUUUGGUCGUGAUCUGGUCUAUCAUUACCCUUCAUGUGAUUUGUAUUUGGUUGGAGAGAGUCCCGAAGUUUAUCGACUGAACUUGGAACAAGGAAGGUUUCUCAAUCCCUUGCAAACGGAUUCCGAUUCCAUUAAUUGCUGUGAUAUCAAUUUUGAUCACCAACUUUUGGCCGUCGGAACAUCUCAGGGUCACGUGCAAUGCUGGGAUCCACGUUCGAGAUCACGUGUGGGACAAGUUGAUGUCGCUACGAACGAACUAGGAAUAGAAAGUAUGUCCAGCAAUUUUCCUGAAGUGACUGCCAUAAAGUAUUGCAAUGGUUUGACAUUAGGAGUGGGAACAAGCACUGGACAUGUAUUACUCUACGAUAUUCGUUCGGAUAAACCAUUUCUGAUUAAAGAUCAUCAAUACGGACUUCCCGUGAACAGCUUGGCAUUUCAGAAUGACAGCAAUUUGGUCAUGUCUGCCGACUCGAAAAUUGUGAAAAUUUGGCAUCGUGAUUCGGGCAAACCUUUUACGGCAGUAGAGCCUGGAACAAACAUCAAUAAUCUUUGUGCUUAUCCAAAUUCAGGAUUGUUGUUCAUGGCGACUGAAGCACAAAAAAUGCUUAUCUAUUAUAUUCCGUCGUUGGGACCGGCUCCUCGAUGGUGUUCUUUUCUUGACAGCUUGACUGAAGAACUCGAAGAGGACGCACAACCUGUUGUGUAUGAUGAUUAUAAGUUUGUUACGAAGCAAGACUUGACGAACAUAGGUUUGUCGCACUUGAUUGGUACAAACCUCCUUCGUGCUUACAUGCAUGGAUUUUUCAUCGACAUCCAGUUGUAUCAUAAGGCAAAAUCCAUCUCGGAACCGUUUGCCUACGAAGAGUAUCGUAAAAAUCUGAUCAAAAAGAAAAUCGAAGAGGAACGAGGGAAUCGAGUGAUGGCCAAGAAAUUACCUAAAGUCAACAGACAACUGGCUGAAAAGUUAUUGGAUGAUGCCAACGACGGGAAAAAUAUUGGCAAAGUUGACGUCAGCAAUCCUCUGGGCGAUGAUCGCUUUGCCGCGAUUUUUACAAACCCUGAUUUUGAAGUUGACGAAAGCAGUGAGCAAUAUCAACUUCUACAUCCGAUAACUUCCAAGAAAGAAAAGGAAAGAAAACAAAGACAAGAGGAAAUGAAGCAGAAGCUUGAAAACUUCAACGAAAUAUCCGAUGGAGAGGUUGAAGGCGUGGCAAGCGAUGAUAAUGAGUCGAGCUCCGACGACGAUGACUAUAUAUGGAGACAGGAAUACAAAAAACGGCAAAGGGAAACGAAAGUAUCUCGUCAACAGCCAAAGUUUUACGAAUUAAAAAAUGGAGAAGAGUUCAGUGCAUCCAACAUGAAAGAAAACAUGCAAGAAAAGCGAAAGAAAACUGUGGCCCUCGGAGAGCGGCUGGAUGAAGGACUGGAUACGAGUAUCAUUAGGUCUGGUGGAUCGAAACUUGGCAGUAAAGAAAUAGUAUUCAAAGUUAACAAGAGUCAACGCGAGAUUGCACAAGAUGACGCCGCAAAGGCUCACAGGAAAGAGAGACAAAAAGUUCGUCGGUCUGCCAAAUCGAUUAUGCCCAAAGAAAAGCGAGCGGUGUACUGGAGGGGAAGAAGGGUGAGAUAAUGUAAAUACGACGUCAUAUAUUCAAUGUGAAUAUGACGUCAUACAGUUAAUGUGAAUAUGACGUCAUAUAGUUGAUGUGAAUAUGACGUCGUUUAGUUGACAUGAAUAUGACGUCAUGUAGUAAAUGUGAACAUGUUAUCGAAGUUAACUUCACGAUGACAUCAUCGGAAUAUGUCGUGACAAUACCACAACCAUUUCAAUUAACUCGAAGCUGAUGGUUGGGGAGGGGCGGUCUAGAGUAUGUCAGUAUACCUAGAAGAUAAUGCUAAACCCAGCACUCUUUUUAUCAAUCAUUGUACAAUGUACACGGUGCUUGUCAGGAUCUCUUUCAUUUCAACGUUAUUACAUGUUUUCCAUUAAUAA
Xenia sp. Carnegie-2017 is the source of this 2514-nucleotide messenger RNA. RefSeq names its product nucleolar protein 10-like. Gene Ontology annotation, biological process: maturation of SSU-rRNA from tricistronic rRNA transcript (SSU-rRNA, 5.8S rRNA, LSU-rRNA). Bases 118 to 2151 code for a protein of 677 amino acids. Gene Ontology annotation, molecular function: protein binding. The transcript has 23 exons. Gene Ontology annotation, cellular component: 90S preribosome; small-subunit processome; nucleolus. The record is from RefSeq and is a predicted model, not a curated record. Lineage: Eukaryota; Metazoa; Cnidaria; Anthozoa; Malacalcyonacea; Xeniidae.